AUCCCUUUUGGCCGCCAGCGUUUUUCAGAUCCGGCGCCCCAGACGCGCGCCCCACCGGGCGGUCGCCGCGUCCGCGCAAUGGCGGCGGCGGCGGCGGUCAAGCGGCGGCAAGAGGUGGAAGCGGCCAUUGCCGCGGGAGAGAUUCACCUGCCAGCGCAACCGAUUCAGCCGAAGGGCGGCAAGCGACGGAAUUCCCUGCCGGACGAGGGCGCCGGCUUUUGGAAGUAUCAGCGGCAAGUAGCUGUUGCUUACAUGGACGUGAAGUCGCAGCUGGCAGUGGCAGUACUCAUCUCAGGGAACUUCUUAGUGAACAUCGUGGAGAAAUGGAUCGAUCCAUCAGGUGAGGUGCAUGCUGAUGUUUGGAGAGGGACGGACCUCUUCUUCAACAUCCUUUUCUUCAUCGAAUUAAUGAUUAACAUGUAUGGCUUCUGGUGGGUCCGCUUCUGGACCUCAGCUUGGAAUGUCUUCGACUUCGUGGUGGUCUCCAUUGGCGUCCUGGAUGUCUUUCAAGUCCAGUUGCCCGGACCCUUGAGCCUCUUACGGAUGAUGCGCGCCUUCCGCGUUUUCCGACUCUUCAAACGAGUGCAAUCCUUGAAGAAGAUCUUGGACUCCCUUACCAAGGCCUUGCCCUCUCACAUCAACUCCUUUGGUAUCCUGCUCUUGGUGAUGUGCAUCUAUGCGAUCCUGGCCGUCGAUUUCUUCAUGAACUACGGUGGGGAGGGCUUUUACACCACCAACUUGAAUGAUACCAUCGACGCGACCACAACGCGGGGGCUCUCCUGGGGCUACGACUACUACGGGAACUUUGGCUUGUCCUUAUUCACAAUGUUUCAAGUCAUCACCGGAGAUUCCUGGUCAGAGGCCGUGGCCAGACCACUGGUGCACGGACAGGAUGGCGUGUUAGCCUUCGGGAGCGCCAUGUAUUUCAUUUCCUUCCAGCUGGUUUGUGGGGUGGUCCUCAUCAAUGUGACCAUUGCCAUCCUCCUGGAGAAGAUGCUGGACGACGGCUCGGAGAAGAUGGAGGCGGCACAGCAGGAGGCCCAACGACGAUUGCUGGAGGGAAUCGACUUGGACAAGCUCCCCAUAGAGGUGCUCGACGGCGCCAUUUCGGGCUCGCUCACCGGCGAUGCCCUGGGCGAAGCCGGGGAGAUGUUGGAGAUGGAGGGCGAAGUUCAACAAAUGCGAAGGGAUUGGCUGGCAGUGCUGAAGAAAAGCUUUGACUUAUUUCAUCUUAUUUCCAUGUCGUUUUUUUCAAUUCUUUGUUCCCUUUUAAAGGUAAAACAUUGGGGUUCGCUUUGUCCCCUUGUUUUUCCCCCUAAGAAAGACCGAGCUGCUGGCUCAAAUUCACCUGCUGGCUCACAAUCCACCUUAAGAGGAGAGCCAGUCUUAAGAGAUUCUGAAGGUUGUAUUUGUUUUGGGAUUCUCCCCCGCAAAAUGUGGUGCGCACAAAUGGUACUUCUGCACAAAUGCACUAAAUGGCAUGCACUGUGCCCCUUGCCCCUUGCGCUUUCACUUACAGAAACCGUAGAGAGGCGGACGCAGAGAGCCGGGGGAGGACCGGACCGGACGGUCCGAGACGUCGGAGACGAGGAUUUGCUGGUGCUUCGGAAAGGCCUGAAAGAUCCUUGGCCAAGAGAGGGACACACGAUUUUGGAAGAUGAGGCAAUGACCUUCGCCUCCGGUUUUGGAGGGAAGGUCACGCGCCGAAAUCGUGAGUAAAGUGGAAUGAACUGGAAUGAGUGGCAUGGAAGUAAGUGUGAUGUGCCGUGUCUAUUAGUAUAUUAAUAACAAGCCUUUGUUGUGAGCAAUUUUUAAAGCAAGAGUCAACAUUGACCUGGUUCUGGUCGUCACUGGAAUCCUGUAGCCUUUGCAUGCUAGGACGUUCUGGUGACUUUACAGAAGCCAGAGGACCUGAGUGCCAUUGACGAAUUAGAAGUUGCCUCAGUGACCGAGAGUACGCACGAUGAAUGACCACAGUGAUGCCGCCGCGUGCGCAGCGCAAAGAUGCGUGGGGAUGUGGAGAGUGAUUUGUGCUCUAGACAUCCCGCAUGGAGCAUGAUG
This is a messenger RNA of Durusdinium trenchii, 2061 nucleotides long. Lineage: Eukaryota; Dinophyceae; Suessiales; Symbiodiniaceae. The record is from the annotation of a GenBank genome assembly.